Messenger RNA from Lepus europaeus (European hare), 747 nucleotides. It is a transcript of the gene C2H3orf80, whose product is annotated as chromosome 2 C3orf80 homolog. Bases 1 to 747 code for a protein of 248 amino acids. The transcript has a single exon. The record is from RefSeq and is a predicted model, not a curated record. Lineage: Eukaryota; Metazoa; Chordata; Mammalia; Lagomorpha; Leporidae.
AUGUGGGGACCCGGGGUCACGACCGAGGGCCUGUCGGUGGCGCCGGCACCGCCGCCGCUGCUGCCGCUGCUGCUGCUACUGGCACUGGCGCUGGUGGCGCCCUCGCGGGGCGGCGGGGGCUGCGCGGAGCUGGCGUGCGGCGAGCGGGAGCGCUGCUGCGACGCGGCCAACGCCACGGCGGUGCGCUGCUGCAAGCUGCCGCUGCACGCCUUCCUGGACAACGUGGGCUGGUUCGUCCGCAAGCUCUCGGGACUGCUCAUCCUGCUAGUGCUCUUCGCCAUCGGCUACUUUCUGCAGCGCAUCAUCUGCCCUAACCCACGCAGGUACCCGCGCGGCCAGGCGCGAGCCGGGCAGGGGCGGCCCGGGCCUCCGGGGGGCGCAGGGGCGCCGGGGGGCGCAGGGCCGCCGGACGACGACGACGACUCGCCGGCUCUCCUGCGGGACGAGGCAGCCGCCGGCUCGCAGGACUCGCUGCUGGACAGUGGCGGCGGCGGCCGGAGUCGGGCAGGCGGCGGCCGCUCGGCCCCCUCCUGCGCCUCGGAGCACGAGCUGCGCGUGGUCUCGCCAGUCUUCCUGCAGCUGCCCAGCUACGAGGAGGUCAAGUACCUGCCCACCUACGAGGAGUCCAUGCGGCUGCAGCAGCUCAGCCCUGGGGAGGUCGUGCUGCCGGUGUCGGUGCUCGGCCGCCCGCGAGGCAGUGGUGCCGGGGAGCCCGACGGCGGCGAGGGCCGCUUCCCGCUCAUUUGA